This is a messenger RNA of Aethina tumida (small hive beetle), 2869 nucleotides long. Its product is annotated as periodic tryptophan protein 2 homolog. The transcript has 13 exons. Bases 76 to 2844 code for a protein of 922 amino acids. Lineage: Eukaryota; Metazoa; Arthropoda; Insecta; Coleoptera; Nitidulidae. The record is from RefSeq and is a predicted model, not a curated record. Gene Ontology annotation, cellular component: Pwp2p-containing subcomplex of 90S preribosome; small-subunit processome. Gene Ontology annotation, molecular function: protein binding. Gene Ontology annotation, biological process: ribosomal small subunit assembly; maturation of SSU-rRNA from tricistronic rRNA transcript (SSU-rRNA, 5.8S rRNA, LSU-rRNA).
UCUAGUUUCACGUGUUGUUAUUUGUAUCAUUAUAAUUGUAAUAAGGGCUUGUUUUAACAAUAUUUUUUGUUAAAUAUGAAGUUUUCAUAUAAGUUUAACAAUUUAUUGGGAACAGUGUAUAGAAAGGGGGACUUAAUAUUUAGUCCUGAUGGAAACUCAGUUAUUAGCACUGUAGGCAACAGAAUUACCAUAUUCGAUUUAAAAAAUCAUAAGUCGACAACGCUACCAGUGGAAAGCAGAUUCAAUUACAAUGCCCUGGAUUUAAGUCCCAAUGGCGUUACUCUCUUAGCCGUGAAUGAAGAAGGAGAGGCUCAUAUGAUAAGUUUAAUUUCACAAACUGUAGUCCACAGAUACAGAUUUAAGAGGAAAGUUAGAGCUGUAAAAUUCAGCCCAGAUGGCAAACACUUUGCAGUGUGUAAAGAGAAUAAUGUGUUUGUAUUCAAGGCCCCUGGUCCAUUUUCUGGUGAUUACAAUGCUUUUAUAAUGGAAAGGGUUUUCCAUGGUGCCUAUGAUGAAACAACAUGUUUGGAUUGGUCUUUUGAUUCCAAAAUAUUAGCUGUUGGUUCCAAAGAUAUGGCUACAAAGUUGUACCCUCUUGACAAAUGGGCUAAUUUCAGAAUUUGCUCAUUGGGAAAUCACACAGAUAGAAUUGUCAGUUGUUUCUUUGAGGCUGAUAAUUAUGACAUUACAACAAUUUCAAGAAAUGGGCAAGCCUGCAUAUGGGAAUGUAGUAUUGAACCCAAAGAUUUGAUGCCACUGGAUCAUUUACCCCCCAAAAAAAGAAAGAAAACCAGUAAUAAUGAUGAAGAAGAUGAUGUGGACACAUUUAAAUCCAUAGAAAGGACAGAAGAAGAAGUAACAAAAGCUCUAAAUGACCUGAAGGUUGAAAACCAGCCAUCUGAAGUAACUAAAUUAUUUUAUAAACGAAUUAUUAGACAUUAUUUGGGUGAUGAAGCAAGAAAAGAAAAUAGAGAUGCUGUUUUGACAUCUGCAGCUUAUCACAAAAAAUCCAAAAUCCUUGUAACAGGAUUUUCAAAUGGAUCAUUUUUCAUACAUGAAGUUCCAGAAAUGAAUUUAAUACAUUCUCUAAGCAUAUCUGAGCAAACAAUAUCCUCAAUUGCUAUAAAUUCAACUGGUGACUGGAUUGCUUUAGGUUGUAGUGGACUAGGACAAUUGUUGGUUUGGGAAUGGCAAAGUGAGACUUAUGUUAUGAAACAACAAGGACAUUCAAAUAAUAUGUCAUGUGUCGCAUACUCACCAGAUGGUCAGCUGUUGGCAACUGGAGGUGAAGAUGGUAAAGUUAAAUUAUGGAAUGUGUAUUCUGGUUUCUGUUUUGUUACAUUUACUGAACAUUCAAAUGCUAUCAGUGCAAUCACUUUUAGCCAAACUAGAAAGUUUGUUGUGUCUGCUUCUGUUGAUGGUUCUGUCAGGGCUUAUGAUGUAAUCAGGUAUCGAAAUUUUAAAACCUUCACGUCUCCUCGACCGGUACAGUUUUCGUGUGUUGCUGUUGAUAGCAGUGGAGAAUUUGUUGCUGCUGGUGGACAAGAUGUAUUUGAGAUUUACUUGUGGUCUGUAAAAACUGGAAGACUCUUAGAAAUUUUAGCUGGUCAUGAGGGACCUGUGUCUUCCGUGUGCUUUACGCAAGUUCCAACAAGCUCAAUAUUAGCGUCAGUGUCUUGGGACAAAACUUUGCGCAUCUGGGAUGCGAUAGAGAAAGGCUCUGCUCAUGAGACAAUCGAAUUAACCACUGACGGACUGUGCGUGGUGUUCAAACCAGAUGGCUUAGAAGUGGCUGUCGCCACUCUUGAAGGCAACAUUUCUAUUUUCAAUGUAAAAACAGCUGAACAGUUGUGCAGUAUUGAGGGUCGCAACGACUUGGGUAGUGGCAUUUCUGACGCAGAUUUGGUUACAGCCAAACAGUCUCUGAAAGCAAAAGCGUUUACUAGUCUGUGUUAUUCUGCGGAUGGAGAAUGUAUUUUAGCUGGAGGCCAGUCGAAAAAUGUCUGUAUUUAUAACGUCAAGGAACGUCUGCUGGUGAAAAAAUUUGAGAUCACCCAAAAUCGAUCUCUGGAUGCUGUAGAUGACUUCAUAAACCGUAGAAAAAUGACGGAAUAUGGGAACGUGGCUUUGGUGGAGGAGCGUGAAGAACGCGAAGGUGGAAACGUAGCGAUCAGAUUGCCGGGUGUGAGGAAAGGUGAUAUGGCGAGUCGAAUAUUUAAACCUGAAGUACGAGUUUUCUCGCUGCAAUUCUCACCGACGGGCCAACAGUGGGUAGCGGCAACCACUGAAGGGUUAAUGAUUUAUUCCCUCUGUUCCGGUUUGGUAUUUGAUCCGUGGGAUUUACAAAUGGGCAUCACACCAAAAGCAGUUAGACAGGCUAUUGAAAAUGGAGAUCACACUAAUGGUUUAAUGAUGGCAAUGAAAUUAAAUGAAGCUGGCCUGUUACAGGAGGUUAUUGAAAGCAUUCCAACAAAAGACAUUGAGUUAAUUGUAUCAAGUCUAAGCAUAAAGUAUGUGGAACGUUUGCUGGUGAUUAUUUCCAGUGCUUUGGAUAGUUCAAGACAUUUUGAAUAUUACUUACUAUGGGCACAAAACAUUCUAACAAUUCAUGGCCCCAAUAUACGAUCACAAAAGAAUUUACCAGCUCUAUUGGCUUUGGAAAAGAGUUUGUUGAGAAAACAGGAACAAAUAUCAAAAAUAUGUGAUUACAAUAAGUACACCCUUCAGUACAUCUCACGGUUAGGUGAAAUCGCGAGCAAAAAACCCGAGGAGAAAAUGGAUUUGGACAGUGAAAAAGAUGAGGAGAGUGGUGAUGAAUUUGUUAGUAAUUUCGAUGACAAUUGAUACAAAUAAAGUUUUAUAUUGACUA